Messenger RNA from Vitis vinifera (wine grape), 1651 nucleotides. Its product is annotated as L10-interacting MYB domain-containing protein. NCBI's taxonomy places the organism in Eukaryota, Viridiplantae, Streptophyta, Magnoliopsida, Vitales, Vitaceae. Bases 494 to 1426 code for a protein of 310 amino acids. The record is from RefSeq and is a predicted model, not a curated record. The transcript has 4 exons.
GGAAGGACGCAGUCUGGCAAAAAUCUCUUGGGAGAAGCAAACAUUUUUCAGAAUAUUAAUGACGGAGGGAGUCCACCAAGUGCACAUACGCCACUGGGAGCCAAAAAUUUAACAAAACAUCAGCAAAUCGUCUUCCGACACGUCUUCUAAUCUGAUGCCAAUUUUGUUCCUUAGACCUUCCUCAAUUACAUUACAUCUCUCCUUAAUUAUAAAACAAAAAAAAUAAAUUAAUUUUAUAUUGGUUGAAUUUUGGGGCGUAGCAGCUCGUCGCCAAUUCGCCGCUGCUCUCUGCAACUAGGGUUCCGGCAACUUUCCGCUGUAUCUCCGAUCAGAGGGGCAUGACUGAUCAACGUAUGCAUACACCAAGGGAUCUUUUGAGUUGAAUCAACAAUCUACUUAAGGUGAUGACUUUUUGGGGUAGAGCUGCUUGUUAAGCUAUUCAUGCUUUCUGCAACUAGGUUUCCAAAAAUUUUACGGCUGUAUCUCUGAUCAGAUGGAUGGUGAAGCUAAUCAUCAACCUAAGCAAGAAAGGUUGAGGACAAGGUGGACAACAUCCCUUGAUAAGAUAUUUGCUGACUUAGUAGUCAAACAGAUUCAAUUGGGAAACAGACCAAACAAUGUUUUUGACAAGAAAACAUGGAAUCGUAUACGUGAUGAAUUCAAUGUGCAAACAGAUCUCAACUUUAAUAACAAUCAAUUGAGGAAGCACCUGGAUGUUCUGCGGACUCGGUACUAUAAUCUCAAAUCAGCUUUUGAUCAAAAUGAAUAUGCUAUGGAUGAUUCUUGUUGCAUUGGGUUUGACCUGUGGGAGGACAUUGGGCCUCGGCCUGAUACAAUCAAAAUUAAGGACUGCCCCAUUUAUGAUCAGCUAUGCAUGAUCUUUACAGAAUCAGGGGCUGACGGGAAAUAUGCCCAGUCGAGUCACUAUGAGGAGUUAGAUGACAAGUCUGUUGGAAUAGGUACUGCAAUAGAUACUUCUGGGUUAACUUCGUAUCCAGAAAGUGGAAAACUGAGUUCCAAACCUUUGUCAUCAUCAAAAAUUGCGCAAGAAAAUGCUUCAUUAGCAGAAAAGUUGGACAAGAAAACAGCAGAGAGAAAAAGGAAACGAUCAUCUGAGACUGGCUCUUUUUCAGGUCAAAAUAAGGGAGGUAAAGGAAUAAAUGAUGUGAUGGCAGAAGCCAUGCUAGAGAUGGUUGCUGCUUCAAAGUUGAGGACAGUUACAUCGAUACAAACCGAUGGCAAAUAUACUAUCACUAAUUGCAUAAAGGCAUUGGAUGAGAUACAGCGCAUUGAUCAAAAGAUCUACUUUGCUGCUUUGGACCUGUUUGAGGACCCAAACUUGAGGGAGACAUUUAUUUCUCUUGGGGGUAAUGAGACGCGGUUGACAUGGCUGCUGGGAAAGUGUGGUAAUGCUACCUCCAGUUAAAUCAUGGAGGUGGCCUUUGUAUAAAUCUUAACAGGUAUAGGUUUUUUUAUAGUGAACUAGUUUUAGUCGUUAGUAACAUAUGAUCCUCUAGUGGUUGGUGAACAAGUUUUAGUUUGUCUGGGACUUGACUUUUUGGUGGUUUAGUAAUGACGAAACUGUGCAAGAGGCAUGUGUAGAGCAAGUACUACAGGAAGCAGCAGGGCAUGGUUUCAUUUGAUCUUAAAA